Messenger RNA from Aspergillus glaucus CBS 516.65, 1974 nucleotides. Its product is annotated as DUF2013 domain-containing protein. The transcript is spliced from 6 exons. Gene Ontology annotation, molecular function: heme binding; Arp2/3 complex binding. The record is from RefSeq and is a predicted model, not a curated record. Gene Ontology annotation, biological process: actin cortical patch assembly; actin cortical patch localization; endocytosis. Bases 1 to 1974 code for a protein of 657 amino acids. NCBI's taxonomy places the organism in Eukaryota, Fungi, Ascomycota, Eurotiomycetes, Eurotiales, Aspergillaceae. Gene Ontology annotation, cellular component: actin cortical patch.
AUGGACUCCGAGGUUAUUUUGGAGAGUGAGCAGCAGUUUUGGGAUGAACUCCAACAAAUCGUUUCUACCCCUUGUGACUCGGAAGACUUGAUUGACAAUGUGCUACGGAGCUAUUUGAGCCUGACGGUUCAGUAUAAGGAUGAAUAUCUCAAUUCCGAACUAGACAUCUCGCGCUGCUCGUUCAAACUAUUCUCAUCGACUCUUUACGCCGCUCAUGGAGAUUAUGUCCGGAGACAGUUGUUAUAUGGUUUAUUGCAGGAAGACGACCUCAAAACGCUACACCUCAUAGCCUCCUUCCUCCUCUUCGACGGUCGCCAGAAUGAAGCUACAUUCAAUACGAUGAACGAUGAGGGGGCGUUUCCGCGAUUAUUGGAGUUAUUGCAGAAGAGGAAGAAUGACGGGCAUGGCCAUGGCGAUAACGACGAAGAUGACGACGGCGGAGCUGGCCUCCAUCGGAUGUUGAUGGAUUUAUUGUAUGAGAUGUCGAGGGUACAAAGAGUCAAGAUUGGGGAUUUGGUGCUUGUGGACGACGAUUUCAUCAAAGGGUUGUUUGAACUUAUUGAGAAUCUCUCUGAUGAUGUUAAUGAUCCGUAUCAUUAUCCGGUUAUUCGUGUUUUGUUGGUGUUGAACGAACAAUUCAUGAUUUCGGCGCAUGAUCCUAUUGACGAACGGUCGGGCUUUUUGACGAAUAAGGUGAUCAAGGUGCUUUCGAUGCAGGGGAAUUAUUACAAGACGUUUGGGGAGAAUAUCAUUCUGCUCAUCAACAGAGAAGCUGAAACAUCCCUCCAGCUCCUCACUCUCAAGCUCCUAUACCUCCUCUUCACCACUCCAUCUACAUUCGAAUACUUCUACACGAAUGACCUUCGUGUCCUGGUUGACAUCUUAAUCCGAAACCUUCUCGAUCUGCCUGAGGAAGCUUCUGCUUUACGACACACCUACCUCCGCGUGCUUUACCCGUUGCUCGCUCACACUCAAUUGAGAUAUCCACCAUAUUACAAACGGGACGAAUUGAAGCGCAUGCUUAACAUCCUCAUUCGUGGUCAACUCGAGACGGACGAGGAGAAGAUCCAGCAUUUUGAAGAUGUCGACGAGACGACAAAGCGACUGGUGAUGCGAUGCGCAACGGUCGAGUGGCUGCGGGAUGUGGAACCUGAGCCUGAAUCACAAGCUGCAUCUCGGGCAGGGUCCGUCUCUGCAGCCACCGGGGAGCCCUUGGAAGCAUCGCAGACCACCUCAUCCAGCAGCUCUGACAGGGAUACUGCAUCGCCAACUGGCCACCAACAAGCCCCUGGCUCACCUGACAUACGCCAUCAUCACCGUAAACUGAGCGCGGUGAAACGACUAGGAAUGCAUCUUGAACCAGCUUCCUCGUCCUCCCUGAGCGUACGCGAGGUUGCAUCCCAACACGAGAAACCAGGCGUCAUCACACCAAGCCGAACAGACCUCCCACCAGGAACAGAAUUCGUGCACCCCGGCGCAAACCCCAAACCAAAGAUCAAACCCGAACCACCUAAAGCGAGACGAUGGCGCGGACGACGCAAUCACGAAGAAGAUGAGAACGUCGACAGGAUCCCGGAAGACUCACAGAUACCAUCGAGUCCAAUUACAAGAGCCAUCACCCCUACGCCGCCACCACCACCGCCAGUAUCAGGGAAUCGACGGAGAUCAACAAGUACAUCUUCUUCCCUCGCACCUCCUAUUCCCGCUCACUCGCGACGCUCCGCUUCGAAUCCUCCACCAGCUGUACCUCCACCGAGACGAUCAGCAACCCAUCCUGCUGUGCAGUCCCAGAACAGCCAGUAUAAUAACCAAAGUAAUCUUAAUAACAUGGUGCAGCAAGGGAAAGGGCAGAAGCCUGAACCACCAAAGACACGUCGUUGGGGACGAAAACAGGCGCAGCAGUCAGAGCAGAGUGGUACAGGAGAACACACGGUUAGUGUUGAGGAGGCGGUACAGAACGUUUCGUUGGAGUGA